AUGAAACUCAUACACUCAUUUAGCGUCCUUAUCCUGUUUUUCAUUUCUUGGGCUGUUGCCCUCGAGCAGGGCAACAGUGACACUUUUCUGUCUAAGUCGGUCCACAAAUGCGAUGCCGUACUAACGGCCACUCUCGAUGGCAUUUGCCAUAUCUAUACUGUUCAAGCAAGGGAUAAUUAUGCAGUACUUGCCACUCAAUAUGGAAUCACCACCACCAAUAUUGAGACCUGGAAUACUGGGGUUUGGGGCUGGACAGGCUGUGAUGGACUGAAGCAGGGUAGCUUCAUCUGUCUGAGCUCUGGCAAUCCUCCAAUGCCAGCGGCUGUUCCGCAGGCUGUCUGUGGUCCUCAGGUUCCUUGUACUGCACGUCCUAUCAGUAUGUCUGAUCUUGGCUCCCUAAACCCGUGUCCUUCUGGUGAGUGUUGCUCUAAGCUAGGUAAAUGCGGUACUUCAACAAAGUUUUGUGAUACGGGCUGUGAUUCCAAUUGCAAGGAGACAGGAACUUUAGCAAAGAAGAGCGCUUCUUCAGAAACAACUUCAAAGCCUCCAAGCCCAACUUCAAAGACAUCCACUAAAGCAACAAAUACAACUUCAAAGCAACACUGA
This is a messenger RNA of Penicillium antarcticum, 606 nucleotides long. Its product is annotated as Peptidoglycan-binding Lysin subgroup. The transcript is spliced from 2 exons. Gene Ontology annotation, molecular function: chitin binding. Lineage: Eukaryota; Fungi; Ascomycota; Eurotiomycetes; Eurotiales; Aspergillaceae. The record is from RefSeq and is a predicted model, not a curated record. The coding region runs from base 1 to 606 and encodes 201 amino acids.